ACUCAGAGUCAGAGAAUUGGAAUAUUCUGUUACAGUGUGGCAAAAUGGCGACUGUCAUUCAAAAUCCUCUAAAAUCGUUGGGCGACCAGUUCUACAGGGAGGCUAUUGAGCACUGCCGCAGCUAUAAUGCGCGCCUGUGUGCGGAGCGCAGCGUGCGCAUGCCCUUCCUGGACUCGCAGACAGGCGUGGCCCAGAACAACUGCUACAUCUGGAUGGAGCGCAGGCACCGCGGACCAGGGCUGGCGUCAGGACAGAUGUACACCUACCCGGCCCGCUGCUGGAGGAAGAAGAGGCGGCUGCACCCCCCUAUAGACCCCCAGCUACGCCUCUGUGAACUACGACUCGAGGCUGAGCUGAUGAAGAAGGAGGCUCCCCAGUCGGAGGCGACGGCCCUGGAGGCGCUGCUGAGGGGGGAGGGGCUACUGGACAAGAGGAGCGCCGCCGCCAAAGAGGAGGAGACGCUACUGGAGAUACAGAGGGUUCUUGAGGCAGACGAAAAUGGGGACGGUUUCCAUGACGAUGACGACUUUGAAGUGGACACCCCAAAGAGGAAGCAUCGGAAUAAAGGCCGAAGCCGGGGGUCUGGACGUAAGAAGGCGGACGCCGCGGCUGUGGAUGAUCAGGACAAGCCUUACGUCUGCGACAACAGAUACAAACAAAAGCAUAACUCAAAAUCUGCCGACUCAGUCUGUGGGAAGCGCUACAAGAACCGGCCCGGCCUGAGCUACCACUACACCCACACCCACCUGGCAGAGGAGGAGGGGGAGGAGGAGCGGGAGCCCCCAGAGGCACCCCCAUCGCCCCCUGUCCAGCGGCCCGACAACCACAAACCUCAGAAGGGCCCUGACGGUAACAUCAUCCCCAAUGACUACUGUGACUUCUGCCUGGGUGACUCGGGCUCCAACCGCAAGACGGGCCAGGCGGAGGAGCUGGUGUCCUGCUCAGACUGCGGACGCUCCGGACAUCUGCUUCCUCAGGCCCCUGGAUGAACCCCCCCUAGCCAGUUAUCCUCGGUUGCCAGUCAUCCAAAAUCUGCUGUCUGUCUGUCUGUCUGCGCUCCCCCUUUGCCAUGCUGGGCUUGCCGCCAGGCAGCACGGUCGGACACACCCAGCCCAGUUUCUGUUGCCCAGAGCUUUUCUAUGGAGUCGGGAGACACGAUCCUUGAAUCCCUGGGCCUCUGCUCCUCUCUGUGUCUUCUCAGAGCAAGUAGGAUGAAGAUGGUUAGUGUAGUGUAUGGACCAAGUGCCUGCACUCUGGAGGGAACACGGGAGAUGAAUGUGAGUUGAAUCUUUGGUAUGGAUUACGAAUCCGUGGCUUUGGAACUGCGGCACUCCACACUCCUCCUCAGCAUGGAUCACCGCUCUCCUCUCUUCUCCUCUUCGUACCUUCUCAGAGCAAGGAACACUAUAAUAAGGAUGUGGACAGUACUUUUAUGCUUGCUGCUGCACUACCAUAUGGAACAAGAGUGACCCAUGAACUCCUCCAACCCUUGCUGAUCCUCUUCACCGUUGUAUUGUAUUUUUAAAGUACCGGCUUACAGCUCAUUGUACAUUUAUUUCACUUACAUUUUUGUAUCACUUUCCAGAGAUUGGUACUGAUGCAGGGUCUAUCGACAUUGCAUGUUAUCUCAGAGAUGCAUUGAAUAGUUUAGAAUGCUUGCACAACAUUCAAACUUCCAGGAAGGCAUGUCCUGGCCACGUUUUGACUCUCAAUUCCCCGAGUUGAUGUUGAAUAGCUCCAAAGUCAAUUUAGAGUUUUAAAUGUCAUGGAAUUGGAAUUGGCCUUGGCCUGGAGUCUGUUGCCUUGUCGUGGCCUGAGACUACCUUGGCUCCAGUGAUACCAAUGAAACAAAGUCAUAGCAAUGACAGCAUGCAACCUUGCUUCAAUUUAUCACUGGUAUGAUGUGUCCCCUAUGGUGGUUUUACGACCACACAUUGAGUAAAGUAUUGUCCUGGAGUGGCCAAAACGUGCAGUCCAGACCCCUGUGAGAAGCUGAGUUUAUGUACAUCGUUAUUCAGAAGGGCAUCUUAGGACAAAAGGAAAGUGCAUUUGGCAUUGUGGACUCAUUUGCAUUUGCUUAGAAUGCUUAGAAUUUAUGAAAACAGCAAAACACACAAAUGUGUGUAACAGAACAGGCUUAACAGAUGUUUUUUAGACAAUUAACAUUUUAGUCACGUAAACAACACCCAACCCAUAAGAAAUGGUAAUAAUAAUUAGUGAGAUCAUUUAUUCAUAGUCUGAGCAACUGUUGAUACUGCAUGGCUGCAACACUGAAGUGGGACCAGUGUUACAAACACACACGCACGCACACACACACACACACACACACUCACUCCACACACUCACAUACCCACACACACACAUCCUUGUUUCGGGCCUCAUGGAAAGGUUCACAGCUGAGUGGGUUUCUCAGGGGGGUUCUUGAUUUACCUGCAUAUGUGCACCUCAGAGGAAAUCCAGUCUGGAUUUCAGGUACGAAGCCCCCUCUCUUCCAUCGAGUCUUCCUGACCUGCUAGUGCAGGUUCAGCAUGUGUUU
Engraulis encrasicolus (European anchovy) is the source of this 2536-nucleotide messenger RNA. RefSeq names its product double PHD fingers 3 (gene dpf3). Bases 45 to 989 code for a protein of 314 amino acids. Gene Ontology annotation, biological process: positive regulation of transcription by RNA polymerase II. Gene Ontology annotation, molecular function: histone H3K4 methyltransferase activity; histone binding; transcription coactivator activity. The record is from RefSeq and is a predicted model, not a curated record. The transcript has 10 exons. NCBI's taxonomy places the organism in Eukaryota, Metazoa, Chordata, Actinopteri, Clupeiformes, Engraulidae. Gene Ontology annotation, cellular component: MLL3/4 complex; nucleus.